Molecule: messenger RNA, 2313 nt
Organism: Onychostoma macrolepis
Lineage: Eukaryota; Metazoa; Chordata; Actinopteri; Cypriniformes; Cyprinidae
Product: skin secretory protein xP2-like
Exons: 5
Coding region: 786-2162 (458 amino acids)
Source: RefSeq, a predicted model, not a curated record
UUAAGUAGGCUACAGCAGCGAUAGGCCUAUAUAGCAUUUCCUUGGUUACCGCUGUAAACAAAGCAGGGACGCUUAAACACUAUUUUAAUAAAUAUUUAAUCCCAUCUCUGGCCUCUGUUAACGCCCUUUUUAUAGACUUCGUAAUAUUUCUACAUAUUUCCAGAGUUGAAGCAAUGCAAUAAAAAACCAAGGGCCGCUGUCCCUGCAUGAAUGACAGAGGGGAAAAAAAAAAUUGGCCUAAAUAAAUACAAUUAUAUACUAUGCCAGAUUGCCGGACCAACCCCGCAUGAUCCAGGACCUCUUCCUGUGAAAUGUUUUGCUUGAAAAGUGUAUUUGAGAUCUAUCUUCUUGGGUCAAUACGCAUUUUUAAUUCAAAUGCAUUUGAACUGUUUGAAAAAUAACAAGACUGCCGUGACGUCGGCGGGCCAUUAUGACGCGACAUUCUUUAGAACGUUCGAGUGUCACAGAUAGUUCACUGUUGCAGACAACUGUUCAAAAUUAUACACCUUGUUUUGGAUAACCUUGUUUUGGAUACCAUCAUCACUUAUCCAAGAAUCUAAGCAUGUCAGCCAUGCCUACAGAACCCUUCAUCCCCAUUGAUGAGCACAUUGAGCUCAUUAUAGCGCUCCUCGCAGGGCGUUGGUGGGCGGUAAUGGAGGUUGAAGACCGUUUACGCUCCUCAUCUGAAAAGGGUGAGUGUGAGCUUCUCUUCGGGCCACUGGUGGGGAAUAGUGGAGGAAGCACCUGUGCCCACUGCAUUCCAGGAGGAAGCGCCUGCUCUGGCCAUGACUCCUGAGGGAGCACCCGUGCUAACUGCAUCCCCCGAGGAAGCACCUGCUCUGGCCAGGACCCCUGAGGGAGCACCUGUGCACACUGCGUACCCCGAGGAUGCACCUGCUCUGGCCAGGACCCCUGAGGGAGCAGCACCUGUGCUCACUGCGUCCCCCAUGGAUGCACCUGCUCUGGCCAGGACCCCUGAGGGAGCAGCACCUGUGCUCACUGCGUCCCCUGAGGAAGCACCCGUGCUAACUGCAUCCCCCGAGGAAGCACCUGCUCUGGCCAAGACCCCUGAGGGAGCACCUGUGCUCACUGCGUCCCCCGAGGAUGCACCUGCUCUGGCCAGGACCCCUGAGGGAGCAGCACCUGUGCUCACUGCGUCCCCUGAGGAAGCACCUGUGCUCACUGCGACCCCCGUGGAAGCACCUGCUCUGGCCAGGACCCCUGAGGGAGCAGCACCUGUGCUCACUGCGUCCCCCGAGGAAGCACCUACUCUGGCCAGGACCCCUGAGGGAGCACCUGUUUCUGCUCCAUCCUCCGAGGAAGCACCUGCUUCAGCCAAGGCCCUACUGAGGAGAAAAGUAACAAUCCCUAAAAAUAUGAGGCUGUAUCUGACAAGGGAUGUCAUUUUAACACCUUUGCCCUUAAGGCCUCCAAAGGGACCACCUGCACCAGCCAGGGCCCCAAAAGGAGUACCUGUUCCCUCCGCUUUCCCUGUGGGAGUACCUGUUCCCACUGUGUCCUCUGAGGAAGCACCUGAUCCUGUUAGGUCACCCGAAGGAGCACCUGUUUGUUCCUCAUUCCCCAAAGAAACACGUGCUUCGGACAGGUCUCAUGAAAGAACACCUGUUUGCUCCGCAUGCCCUGAGGGAACACCUUUUCCGGUCAGGUCUCCUGAGGGAGCACCUGUACCUGCCACCUCCUCAGAGGAAGCUACUGCUCCGACCAAGUCCCCUGAGGGGGAACCUGUGCCCACUGCAUCUCCCAAGGAAUCACCUGCUCCAGCCAGGUCCCCUAAAGGAACACUUGGGCCCAACAAGUCCCCUUGGGAAACAGCUGUGCCCAUCAGGUCCCUUAAGAGAGCACCCAAACCCACUGGACCCCAACGGGGAGUACCUUGCAAAAGGCUUUGCCCAUGGAGCACUGGAGCUUUGGACGGUGUAGAUGUGGAUCAGCCACCUUCACUUAAAAAAUGGUGUGUGGAAAAAGGUCCCAUGGCCUCUCCAAGUUCCCAGCACACUCUGAAGAGACUGUGCCCAUGGACCACUGAAGAUGCGGACAACGUAGAUGUGGUUCAGCCUUCUCCACACAAAAAACUAUGUGUGAGAAAAGACCCCAAAGCCUCUGCUAGUUCCCAGCACACUUUGAGUAGAGGCAGUGCCUAAAGAGCGCAUGACCAAAGGACAAUGUACAUCUAUGUCAACGACGUCCACAUAAAAAGCGGAGCAUGCCUAAGGAUAACAUCAAUUCACCCACAAAAUCUCCACUUCAUAAAAGUGUUAUAUUUUUCAUGAGAUCAGCCAAUAGCGGUUUUUA